Messenger RNA from Spizellomyces punctatus DAOM BR117, 3970 nucleotides. RefSeq names its product PAS domain S-box protein. Bases 54 to 3731 code for a protein of 1225 amino acids. Gene Ontology annotation, molecular function: protein binding; phosphorelay sensor kinase activity. Gene Ontology annotation, biological process: phosphorelay signal transduction system; phosphorylation. The transcript is spliced from 11 exons. Lineage: Eukaryota; Fungi; Chytridiomycota; Chytridiomycetes; Spizellomycetales; Spizellomycetaceae. The record is from RefSeq and is a predicted model, not a curated record.
ACAUGCUUUUGCUGAUAAGUCUACUUUUACCAGAGUGGACACGGUGAGAGUUUAUGGCCAGCACGGUAGCAGACUUCCUUUUCUCACGGCCAUUUGACCCGUCGAGAUGCACUCAGGUCUUGCAGGACACAGCCGAUACGCUCGCCAAACACGUUCGAUUUUUAGCCACAGCUAGUCUUGUAACGGUUCGGUUGAAAACCUUUGGCUGCCAGAGAGAGAUUGUAGCGGAGGCUAAGCGAACCGUUCGACAGCUUGCACACGGACGCGAUCGUAAGCGGCAAGCUGCUCUUCCGCUAUCAUCGACUUUAGCACUUGUACAACCGGAUGUCGAGGGGACGGUGAUCAUACAAGCGUUUCGGCCGGGUCGCCGAAACCUCGCGCGUGCAACACAUUUCGUUCAACAUGUUGGCUUGCUCUUGAGUGGAUAUAUAUCUAUUGGAAAGCUGUCACGGCAACUGGCCGGCUUACGGGAAGACAUAAUCGGAGACGGGUCCGCCGUGGAGACCAAAGAAGCGCCGGUUGACGCGGUGGUUCGCCCUUUGAUAUCGAAUGAGUCCUGUACGCAUGAUCAAUCAACAGUGCCCGGUGAUAUGAAUCCGAGUCCUGAGAGGAUAGAUCGGGCGAACCCUUACUUCGCCUCGGCACUUCCACCCGAACUUAAUAGAACUGCGAUGACGUGUGACUUGGACGGAAUCAUAUAUAUGAGUAAAGAAACAGAAGAACUAUGUGGCAUAUCUGAAACGACAAUGGUACCGUCCUCACUAGAACAGCUAGUGCAGAGCUUCGCAGCCGUUGGUGCCCAACCUUGCCCGACUCUUGCCGGAUUUCCCCUCGCCCGAGCAUUACAUGGUGAAACCGUUAGAGAUUAUAAGAUGACAAUUGCUGGAAAGCAUCUUUGGCUAGUUGCGGCCCCUAACGUCGAUUCAAGCGGAGAUACAAUUGGAGCAACAAUGAUAGUUCAUAAUGUGACGGAAAUCAUUCUACUCGAAGAAGGGCGCCAAAAAUUCCGUUAUAUGCAAGAAAAUAAUGCGGAUUUCCUUCAGCUUGCCGAGGCUUUGCCGCAACUCAUAUAUGUAUCUGACGCUGAAGGUCGCUGUCUAUUUGCCAACGGUGCUUGGUCGACCAACACUGGCGUUUCGCUAGAAGAAGUGAUGGAGAAGGGGGGUUGGAGUCAUAUCGCGCAUCCAGCAGAUAUGAAGUGGUCUUGGAACGCGUGGAAUGAAAGCUUGAAGACUCGCACACGUUUUGAAGCGGAGGUGAGGCUGAAAAGCAAAGAAGGGCAAUGGCGCUGGCACCUGAGCCGGAGUAUUCCGGUGAUCAACCAUCACACUGGGCAGGUAGAGAAAUGGUUCGGAACACUUACAGACAUCCAUGCGCAGAAAGAGAGCCUCCGUAUUGCAAAAGAAGUUCACGAGCAGCUUCAAAGAUACAUAUCGAAUUCCAUGGUUAUCGUGUGGGCAGUGGAUGCACAGGGGUAUUUCACCUUCUCUGAUGGUCAGGGCCUACAAGCACUUGGGCUUCGCCCGGGAGAAAUCGUUGGACAGUCAGUGUGGGAAGUUUACAAAGACUAUCCAAAAGUAUUGGAACUCAUAGAAAGGGUCAUUUACCAUGGUGAAAAGAUAUGCGAAGAAACGACAGUCAUGGACCUUUUUUUCUACAAUAGCUGGGCACCCCUUCGGGAUGACAAAGGCACAAUUGCUGGAUGUGUUGGGGUUAGUACAGACAUUACAUCGACAAAGUUGGCUCAGCAAGCCUUGGCUGCAAGCGAAAGGCGUGCCAAGCGUCUCAUACAGUCGAGCCCCAUUGGGGUCAUGACAUUCAGUACGAGUGGGGAAUGCCUUGACGUUAACGAAGCAUACUUGGAGAUGUUGGGCUUACAGCCCAGGGACGUGUCCGAUGCUGGACUUCCGACCAAAGAAGAGCAACCAAAUGUACUGCGCUUGAGUGUGGAUGACAAGAUUCUGGCCGAAGCCCUUGCAAUGAAAGCGCAGACGAAACGAACCUUCGAACACCAAUUGAAACGACCCGAUGGCGUUAUAAUACCAACGCUGAUCGGUCUUUCGCCACUUGAUGAAUGUAAUGAUCAAUUUGUGGCAUUUGCGGUUGACCUUACAGAACAAAUACGACUCCGUCGACAAGCGGAAGAAGCGGAACAACGAUUACGAGAUGUCAUCAGCAACCUUCCAGGAGUGUUCAUAUGGUGCAUCUCCUCAUCAGGAAUUAUCACAGUGUGCGACGGGAAGGGACUGCAGGUAUUGCGGACGUCAGCUCCAGAGGUUCUGCAUAAGCAUUACCACACCCUCUUUGGGAGUGUUCCGACUUUAGAUGAUUGCGUGAGACGUGCCUUCGCUGGUGAAAGUCUUACUCAUAUCAUUGAAGUCGGGCGGCAUUCGUUCGAGACCCAUUUUAGCCAUAUAUCUUCACCAGGGGAAGAAACUAGAGUCAUUGGAAUCUGCACAGAUAUCACAGAGCGGCUGACCGCAGAGAAAACUUUGGAGAAAAGUUUGACGGAGCGCAAUGCUUUGGUUGCAAGGGAGAAUGCGGCACAGGAGGCUUCAAAGCUGAAGUCACAAUUCUUAGCGACGAUGAGCCAUGAGCUCAGGACUCCUAUAUCUGGGGUGAUCGGCAUGACUGACCUACUUCUCGAAUCCGAUCUAAACAUCACGCAGCAAGAGUACGCUUCAAAUAUUCGCCUAUCGGCGGAAUGUCUUCUAACUGUCAUCAACGAUAUUUUGGAUUUUUCAAAAGUGGAGGCUGGAAAACUCGAGAUGGACCCAGUUUCAUUCAAUGUCGCGAAUCUGGUUACGGAUGUCAUAAAGAUUCUGUCCCUGUCAGCUAUGAAAAAGGAUAUUCAGCUGGAUACCAUUAUUCAGCUACAAGCAUUCGGAAAUGUUGUAGGUGACGCCUCAAGGAUUCGGCAAGUGUUGAUCAAUUUGAUGAGCAAUGCGAUCAAAUUCACGCCUGUCAAAGGACGAAUAUCUGUGCGGCUGUCAGAAGUAGACAGCAGUAGUGAACACGUACAGCAAUAUCGCUUUGAUGUUGAGGACACGGGAAUUGGGAUGUCGCCUGAUGUACUGGAGAGACUAUUUCAGCCGUUCUCUCAAGCAGAGUCGUCAACAGCGCGGAGGUUUGGUGGAACAGGCUUGGGCCUGUCGAUAUCAAAAGGCUUAGUUCAGCUCAUGGGUGGCACGAUCUCAGUCUCGAGUACAGAGGGAGAAGGGUCCACGUUCUCCUUUGUUCUUCCACUCCCCACAGCCACGGUUCAGAGUGAACAUCUACUACCAGUGAGCCAAGUACCAUUCAAUCCGCAACGAAGUUUUACCGAUAAGCAAGUUCUUGUCGCAGAAGAUAAUCCAAUCAAUCAAGUGAUAGCAUCGAAGCUACUCCAAAAACUGAAUAUCAAGUUCACCAUGGUUGAGGAUGGCCAUGCGGUCUUGAGGGCUCUCCGAGGUUCAGAAAAGUUCGACUUGAUUUUAAUGGAUUGUCAAAUGCCUGGAAUGGAUGGUUUUGAAGCAACGCGUUGCAUACGAGCAUCCGAAAACUUUGAAAUAUCCCGCAUUCCUAUAGUAGCAAUGAGCGCCAAUGUGCUAGAAUCGGAUAAGGCCAGAUGCCUGGAAUGCGGUAUGUCCGAUCAUUUGGGCAAACCUGUGAAAGCUCGAGAUCUCGAUCGGAUGUUGGGCAAAUGGUUAUAUACAAAUCGGCUACCUGAUCGUACCGAAUGUCAGUCAUGACUGAGCGCAACCCAUCGGAUGAGCGUCAAAGAUAUCACUUGGACAAUGACCCAGGAGGGGCCUUGUAACGCACGCACGGAAGAUAUGGAUGAGGUCGGAUGUAGUUAGCCGGCUCCCAAAUUCAGAGCCCAAAUUCAAUGACAUUUCACAUGACAUUCAUGUAGAUAGAUAUACCAUAUAUUUGUAUGUUGCCAAUUAAUGGACCAAUAAAUUCACAAGCGCUUAAUACAAGCUCGGCA